Striga asiatica is the source of this 558-nucleotide messenger RNA. The record is from the annotation of a GenBank genome assembly. NCBI's taxonomy places the organism in Eukaryota, Viridiplantae, Streptophyta, Magnoliopsida, Lamiales, Orobanchaceae.
AUGCAGAGGCUGAGGAGGAGCCUCUUUGAUUCAUGGGCGGCUUUCCUGAACCGGUGGUGUCCGGUUCUCAAGGGCAGAGGUCGUAAGCCUCGAUCUGAAGCUCUUCUGUUAAUCUCCUCCGUCCGAUCUCGGCGCUCUUCAGACGAGCGGCCGAGAACCAUCUCAAAAGCGGAGCAACCAUUCCCAGCGCCACGCCGGCAGACUGAAUGCCCAAUAUCCAGUUCACAGACCACUUGUACUUCCACGAGAGUCAAAGCCACCAGCACAGACAAAGCGCCCGAGGUAGCGGACACGACUGACCGUGCCACGACGAACUGUAGGGCUCGGCUCUCGGCCAUCACCCAAUACUUUCGCACCGCCACCCUCAGCUCGUCGGCCGAGGGGUUUACUAUUCCUCCUGACAAACUAAUUAUCCUCUCGUGCAUCUGCUUGUACUGCGACUCCAUGUGUCGCCUGGCAACGGGGACCAUCACGGCCAGGGAACAGAGUGUCACGAGCAGAAGUAGCGCGAAAACGGUGGAAGCCGUUUUCUCGGCUAGCGUCACUCUCGCGACGUAA